Molecule: messenger RNA, 1885 nt
Organism: Cynara cardunculus var. scolymus (artichoke)
Lineage: Eukaryota; Viridiplantae; Streptophyta; Magnoliopsida; Asterales; Asteraceae
Product: putative E3 ubiquitin-protein ligase XBAT31
Exons: 8
Coding region: 86-1426 (446 amino acids)
Molecular function (GO): protein binding
Source: RefSeq, a predicted model, not a curated record
UUUGGGUGGUUGUGGAUGAUUCCGGUGGAGCUCAGCCGCUCUACUUCCUAGAAUCAAACAUCAAAACUUUAGAAAGUUUAAACAGAUGGGGCAGGGGCUUAGUUGCAGAGUGCAAGAUGAGCAUGGGUUGUUCACAGCCGUACAGUUUGGGGAUUUGGAGCUUGUCAAGACUCUUCUGGAGAGAGAUCCGUCUCUCAUUCAACAAACUACGGUCUAUGAUCGUCAUUCUGCUCUUCACAUAGCUGCUGCCAAUGGCCAGAUCGAGAUUGUUUCUAUGCUUUUGGAAGAUCGAUCAGUAAAUCCCGAUUGUUUGAAUCGUCAUAAACAGACUCCAUUGAUGUUGGCUGCAAUGCAUGGGAAGAUCAAUUGUGUUGAAAAACUCAUUGAGGCUAGGGCUAAUAUUUUGAUGUUUGAUUCACUAAAUGGAAGAACAUGCUUGCACUAUGCUGCUUGUUACGGCCAUUCUGAUUGUCUCGAAAUGAUUCUUUCCGCUGCCCGAACCUCCCAUGUUGCUGCAUCUUGGGGAUUUUCUAGAUUUGUGAAUAUCAGAGAUGGCAAAGGGGCAACACCUUUGCAUUUGGCUGCCCGCCAAAGACGUCCACAAUGCGUACAUUUACUUCUAGACAGUGGGGCUCUUGUUUGCGCCUCCACCGGUGGCUACGGAUUACUUGGUAGUACACCGCUUCAUUUGGCUGCAAGAGGGGGUUCGAUGGAUUGCAUCAGAGAAUUAUUAGCAUGGGGUGCAGAUCGACUUCAGAGAGAUGCAUCUGGGAGAAUUCCGUAUUUGGUUGCUUUGAAGCAUAAGAACGAUGCGUGUGCAGCUUUGCUGAAUCCGUCGUCUGCAGAGCCUUUGGUCUGGCCAUCACCCUUAAAGUUCAUUAGUGAGCUUAAUCAAGAUGCCAAAGCUUUAUUAGAGCAGGCUUUAAUGGAAGCUAACAGGGAAAGGGAGAAAACGAUCUUAAAGGGUACAAGUUACUCGAUACCAUCUCCGUCACAUUCCAAUUCUGGAGCUAUAGAAGAUGAUAUCUCUGAGGCAAGUGAAACGGAGUUAUGUUGUAUAUGCUUUGACCAAAUAUGCACCAUUGAGGUUCAAGAUUGUGGCCACCAAAUGUGUGCUCAAUGCACACUAGCCUUGUGCUGCCACAACAAACCCAACCCAACAACCACAUCCCUUACCGCACCCGUCUGCCCCUUUUGCCGGAGCAACAUCGCCCAAUUGGUAGUCGCAAAAGUCAAAGUCAACUCCACUGAUCAAGAUCUCGACCUCUAUUCCUCUCCUAAGCUGCCAAAGUCGAGAAAGCCGCGAAAUUUCAGCGAAGGAAGCAGCAGUUUCAAGAGUCUAUCGGCUGUACCCUCAUUUGGCAAAAUGGUCGGCCGUGGCUCUGGGAGGGUCUCUGCUGACAACGAAUGCAUCGAUAAACCAUAAAAAUACCAAAAAUCUUGAAUUUCAACAUGUGGCAAGCAACAACUGGCUGAAGAAAGUCCGGGCCCAGUUGGGUAUUUAUGGAAAGAGGUAUUCUUUCUGCUCUUUAUGAAGAUCCCAGAAGGAAUAAGCAAAGCAAAAUGUGAUUUUUUGCAGAUUUGGGAUGCCAAGUAUUGUUUUUUUUUUAAUCUUUUUGUAAUCACUUCAUGUUCAAGAACCAGCAUAUGCCUCUUUAGUCUGACUUGUACCCCAUGCAUCAAGAGUUGUACACUACUUUUGGGAAAAGGGUUGGUCAGAUUUUCAAGCCACCUCAAAAGCAGAAAAUGGUGUGUGGUAAAUUGUACCCCACCUAGUUGUAGUUUUCUUGCUUGAUUGAGUAUGGAGUGCAGCAUUGUAUAAUGUAAAUCUUGGCCUUUCUUUCUUUCUUUAUUCUACUUUCAAGAAAAUGAUUGAAAAUUUAGU